UCGGUCGGAACCAUCCUCUGCUAUCGCCAACUUCCAUCCUUACAUCCUUCAGUCUGCCACAGAAGCUUUAGCAGCGAGCAGCACAGUUCAUUCUGUUAGCCAUUCACCUUCGUCGAUUUCUGUCAAGUCCAACUUCUACUCUAGUCUAUAUCAAUCAGCAUUGGAAUUUUGUAAAUAAUCUAUAUUGGAUGGGCAUUGAAUUCUACUACAUCAGAAUGUCAUCGAAAUCAGUGAUAUUCAAAAAAGGCGGUCUCAAUGUUCUCUGUAUCUAUACCGGCGCUAUAAUUAUCCUAUCCAGCCUAAAACAAUGUGAGGCAGUGAGAGAUGCAUCAUGUCCUCGAAUAUGUCUUCCAACGGGAGGAGGAGACCCAGUAUGUGGUUCUGAUCAAAUAAUCUACCCUAAUCUUUGCGAAUUCAAGAAGAAAACCUGCGGAAAAGGCUUAAAAUUGGCUGAAAGUGGUUCGGCUUGCAUGCGAUCAGAGGGAGCAACAUGCGAGCACCGCUGUGGUAAGGAGCGAGACCCGGUCUGUGGCACGGAUGGCAGAACUUAUCUCAAUCGCUGUAUGCUGCAAGUGGAAAUUUGCAGAGUGGGCAUAAGACUGUCUCAUCUGGGAUCAUGUAACAACAUCUCGGCACACAGAGAGAAUUGUCCAGUGAAUUGUGAUCACGCUCCAACUGAUGGACCCAUUUGUGGUUCAGAUGGAAAUGUCUACAAGAACACAUGUCAAAUGAAACUUUUAACUUGUGGUCAGGGAGUGGUGAGGACAUCAAAGAAGCACUGUCAGACAACAAGACAUUGCAGAGAAUCAUGUGUUAGAGCUUCAAAACCCACAUGUGGAUCUGAUGGCAACAUAUAUUCCAACGCCUGUCGCAUGAAAGCGAAAAAUUGUGGAAAGCAUGUAUUCGAAGUUCCAAUGGCAUUCUGUAUGAGCCAGGAGCGUAACCCUGCAGGAGCACACAAUGCAAUUUGUCCUACGUCCUGCGAUCGCGAGAAGCCAAGGUUGGUCUGUGGAUCGGAUGGCAAUCUCUACAGGAAUGAAUGCGAUAUGUUGAUGCUCAACUGUGGGAUACACUCGAAGCGAUCAGUGUUCGCAGUGGACAUGUUAAACUGCCAAUCAAAGCUGGACAAAUGUGUUAAAAUCAAAUGCGACACGAACCAAUACGAUCCAGUUUGUGGCUCAGAUGCAAGAAAUUACAAUUCCAUGUGUGAACUGCAGGUUGCUACCUGCUUGAAGAAUGUGCAGUUGGCUCACCUGGGCAAAUGUGCUUCACUCACUGACCCUGACACUUGUCCACAAUCCUGCAACCAGGAGGAGAUGCAACCCGUCUGUGGAUCCGAUGGAAAUGUCUAUCGAUCUUAUUGUGAACUGAAGCAGAAGACGUGUGGUCAAUGGGUGGUUGCGGUACCCCUCCACCACUGCCCAACCACCGCAGCCUGCAACCAGCAGUGUGAAGACAACAGGGAAUUUGUAUGUGGAUCAGACAACAAUUUCUACAGGAAUCAAUGUGAGAUGAAACGUGAUAACUGCGGGAAACAUGUAUUUGUGGUGCCAAUGAAACGCUGCUUACAAGGCUUCCAAUUCAAGGGAUGCCAGAGGAUUUGCCCAACAAUCUAUGACCCAAUCUGCGCUACGGAUGGCAAGACCUAUUCCAACGACUGCUUCCUCGAAAUCGAAAACUGCCGAACAAGAUCAGUGGUCACUAAACUCUAUCACGGAGUUUGUGGACAGCCAAUCCAGGAGCAAAAAAAUUAUCUUUAUUAGUCACUCACUGUGAUGCGGAAUAAUCAAACUUCAGUUGAAAAUGGUCGAUCCAUGAAUGAGUUAAUGAAGAAGACUGACAAAUGGCUGCAGGUAUUCUCAUGUUUUAUUUUCUAAUUUUACAGCUCAAUUUCGCAGCUUACAAAAACUUAGAUGGCAAACAUAUUUUUCAAAUACUACUUGAAAAAUGUAUUAUUGUUAUUUCAAAUAUCAUUUAACUAUCAUUGUUACCCAUUACCCUGGUCCUCAGCUAAAUUCAAAUUCAAUCAUGAAUGAGUCUCACAAAAUGUAUUAAUCCAAUAUAGUCAUUCCCUAUCCUGACGAGCUUCGAGGUACUACAUAAUAAUUAUGUUCCAGUAAUACUGAACAUGAUAAUUACAAUUCCAGUAAUACUGAUCAUCGCUACUUGCUGGACUUUGAUGUAAAUGUUGAAUACCGACUUUUCUAACGUAGCCUGCAGCGCAAACAAGAUAAAUAUGCAAUCAAUGAAAGCUUAGCAGCUUUAUGUGGCAUGUUAACAUGUUUCUCUUUUUAUUUAUUCAUUAUGUAGCAUAUCAAUAAUUAUUAUUAGAAUAGAAAUAAGAACAUAAGUGUUAUUAGAUAUGAUACCAUGCUAGCGAUGAAUUCUGUUGGUGGCGUCCAAAAUCUUUCUCUGUAAACUAAAUAAAACUUUCUUGAAGAUUCAAACACUUUCUAAACGCACUAUUUGAGUAGUUGAGAAUCGAUUGAUCCUUAUUUAUUUCACCGACCAUGUAUUCUGCUUAUUCAAAUUCAUUACAUAUUGGAUGGUACCAGCAAAGCUAUACAUCGUUGAGAAUUGAACGGAAUGGUAAUACAAUGGUAAUCACUCACAAUUUAAACACUUGACUAUUUUGAGAUAAUUAUCCAAAACUUUGUAAUCUAUUAAUGUAAUCUAAUUGAAUAGCUCUAUUAUAGAUGGGCCAAAUCAUGAAGAGUAAUAUCAAGAAAUUGAUCUAAAACAAAAAUUGUCGAUGAUAAAUAAUUGCGGGUCUUAGAAAUAUUAAUAACAACUCUAUGCAAAUUUUAAAACUUUAAAGUUGAAAAACAUUCACUCACUAUUUAGUGACGACCGUUGGCCUUGGUGCCCAAGCAUACUCUGAAACUGAUCAGCAAUAAGAUUUAAUUUUCAAGUGUCUAAAAUUGAGUAUUAUUCAGCAAUUGAGCAAAGUAUUGAUCUUAAUCGACAUAUUAUUCUAUUCAAUUCUCUUCCUUUGGUCAAUAUUCGCAGUCUUGAAAGUUUUUGAUCUAUUCUUGAAGUCUAUUCGUCUAUUGUUAGUCUAAGAUCUAUUGAUCUAUUGACAUCUAUUAAGUAUAAGUCUAUUGAUCUAUUCUUCUGGAAGUCUAUUAUUUGAUCUACCUUUCACUAUGUUGAAUUUUUUUAUUAAAGAAUGCGAACCAUAUUUAGAAGAAUUUGUUAAGUGUUAUGAGCAGAGCCGGAGGUAUCUGAUCGUCCUCAUCAAUUUAAAUUCUCUAAACUGAUGGUUCAUUUCGAAUGCGAAUUUCAGAUAUUGAUAAUAUAGGCUACCGGUAUUGUGACAGAUGUUUAUUUUUUCAAUUGUAAAUGCAAAUUUUGAGGUUACCUAAGCGCAGCCUGAAAAAAUGUAAUCAAUUAUUCCAAGCAUGUUACUUUGUUGUAUUAAAGUACCUAUAGGGAAAACUAUAAUGAGUAGAGUCCUAAAAAGUAAUUGUUGCCUAGAUUCAUGAAUUAAUGGAUCUAUUGCUUAUAUACCGUUUCUCUAAUUAUGCUACUAUACUGAAAUAAUUGUAUUUUGUAUUGAAACAGCUGAAGAAACGUUCAAAUGAAAGAGUUUGAUGAAUUCGAGUGGAAGAGUAGCCUUAUCUUAUUCACUGUUCUCGUUGAGCUUAUAGAAGGGUAUAGAACCCUCACAUUAGUAGUAUCUACAACUUUGGCGCUUGUAUUUAUGAGAUUCUAACAAGAAAUUCAUGAAAUUGUUGAUUCUCAUUCACAGCUAAUAUGGUGCUACAUGCUUCAGAAUUUCUUCCUUAUCUAUAUCUAGAAAUAAGAGUUUCCAGUUUUAAAAGGUGAAUUGAGUUUUUUUCACAAGACAUGUUUUAGCAUAAGUAAUUCUGAAAUUCGUUUAUAAAUUGUCAAUCAAUUUCAAAGAUUUCAUCGUUCAUGUCAUCAGUACAAAUAAUAGGAGCAAAAAAAAAACAGUAGUCGAAAAUAAAAGUUCAUAAUGGAAUACGUCACUGUAAUGAAUUGCAUUAUCGUUGUGUAUCAGGCUGUAUUUUUGAAAAUAAAAUCAAAUGUUUUUGUACCAGUUUAGUAA
This is a messenger RNA of Nilaparvata lugens (brown planthopper), 4072 nucleotides long. Its product is annotated as agrin. Bases 189 to 1763 code for a protein of 524 amino acids. Gene Ontology annotation, molecular function: protein binding. Lineage: Eukaryota; Metazoa; Arthropoda; Insecta; Hemiptera; Delphacidae. The record is from RefSeq and is a predicted model, not a curated record. The transcript has 9 exons.